UUAAGUCAGGCAUGGCGUCCUUCCCCCUGCCUGCGCCACAGAAGCUUCAGGCAGAGGUGAGCGCUUCAGAGCCUGGCGAUGGUCAGGACAUGGACGGCGAUGGCCAAGGUACAGGGCGGUCUCGUAGCACCUCGGUUGGCAGCUCGCAGAAAAGCCUAGGCAACGAGCCAGGCCUGCCAGGUGUAUGGGUAAAUCCGCCGGAUGCGACCGGGCUCGACUCGCUUGACGCUGCUUGCAGCUCCGGCACCAAAGAAACGGCAUGGAAAGGCUACAGCUAUGAAGGCUCAGAAGGCUACAUGGCCCAUGGGGCCUUUGGAGCCUAUGGGCCAAAGAUGUUUGAUGUGUUUGGCUUGGGGCUGGACCGUUUGGACCCUGUUGGCCAAGGGCCUCAGUUGCCUGUGCCUCUCCCUGCAAAGGCUACGACUUUCGACGACUUUCUCUCACCUACAGGCUCUCAGCACUCUGAGGCACCCCCAGUUGCACCGCCCGGUUUGACACUACAUCCACUCGAACCACUCGAUCCACUUGAUCAGCUUGAUCCACUUGACUUUGAUGAUGGACUUGAAGCCCCCUGUGGCGACAUGGGCCAAAUGCAGAAAGCUCUUUGGCAAGCCUUGGAGGAGCCAAUGGCAGAGAUGGCUCCUAUCACUCCAGGUGCUGUGGCAUACACACCACCAGCCACAUGGCCUCCGCGCACUCUGAAUCCCGUCCCCUCUGUGGGGUCAGCCAGUCAUGGCAGUGGCCAAUGUAAGCCGUGUGCCUUUCAUCAUACCAAGGGCUGCCAAUGUGGUGCCAUGUGCACUUUUUGCCAUUUGUGCCUGCCGGGGGAGAAGAAGCGCCGCCAAAAGGAGAAGCAGCAAGCAGCCAAGGCCAAAGCAAAGAUUCGAGACCUGAACUGAGAGCAGUGAGAGCUGGACAGGUUAAGCUCACAGCAGGUGACUCUUUCACAAGGAAAGAGCUGGCCAUUCCACUGUAUUCCAG
This is a messenger RNA of Cladocopium goreaui, 981 nucleotides long. The record is from the annotation of a GenBank genome assembly. NCBI's taxonomy places the organism in Eukaryota, Dinophyceae, Suessiales, Symbiodiniaceae.